Messenger RNA from Vigna angularis (adzuki bean), 1230 nucleotides. Its product is annotated as vesicle transport protein GOT1. The record is from RefSeq and is a predicted model, not a curated record. Gene Ontology annotation, biological process: retrograde transport, endosome to Golgi; endoplasmic reticulum to Golgi vesicle-mediated transport. NCBI's taxonomy places the organism in Eukaryota, Viridiplantae, Streptophyta, Magnoliopsida, Fabales, Fabaceae. Bases 582 to 1004 code for a protein of 140 amino acids. The transcript has 8 exons.
UCUAAGUUAACACAAAAAUAAAAUACUUAGUAACACUUAUUUCUUAACACAGACGACUUAAAGUACCUGUUAUUCUAUUGGCUGACCAACGUAGAUUCAAUUCUCACGCGUCUCUCCAUAAAAUCACUUCCAUUUUCGCCGUCGAAUCACAACUUCCCCCGCCGUAUCCGCCGCCGGUCACCACCUCUUCCCGGAGACUCCGCGCUAGGUUAACCGGCAAGACUGUGGGAAAGGGUUUAGCAGCAGAGAAGGGAAUAAAUUCUGCCAGGAUGAUUGAGUUUCUGGUCUGUGAAAUCCCAUUGGUAGGGUAUCAGAUAUUACAGAGUUGAUUGUGGCUGUUGACAGCUGUUGCUGGGCAUAUGGGAUUCUGUCUCAAAAUUGGUUCAGUAAUUGUUCAAUUACUGUCUACCUGAGUUUGGGGGGAAUUGAUGAGGUGAUUGCAGAUUGUAGGGGUGUGCUGAGUUCGACUGGACCUUUAUGUUUCUUAUGGAUAUUUGGAAGGAGGAGGUUGGUGUUAUUGUAGAUUUUGCAUUUGUUUCAGUGAAAGUAAGACACUAGGACGUCUCAAUCAUUGGUAUAAAAUGGUUUCCUUCGAAAUGAAUGAUCGAAAGAAGAUUGGAUUGGGAUUAACGGGCUUUGGAAUAUUUUUCUCAUUCCUUGGUGUUAUGUUCUUCUUUGACAAGGGAUUGCUUGCAAUGGGAAAUAUCCUCUUUGUUUCUGGAGUUUCCCUGACUAUUGGACUGAAAUCCACCAUGCAAUUCUUCAUGAAACGUAGUAAUUUCAAGGGAACCAUUUCAUUUGGUAUUGGAUUCAUUAUUCUUAUAUUGGGGUGGCCUAUUCUGGGCAUGAUUGUGGAGUCUUAUGGAUUCAUCGUACUCUUCAGUGGUUUCUGGCCUACACUGGCUGUUUUCAUUCAGAAGAUCCCUGUUCUAGGUUGGUUGUUUCAACAACCAUACAUUCGAUCGUUAUUGGAUCGAUACAGAGGCAGACGUGUGCCCGUGUAGCACGUGGAACUUUAGAAGAUUAUGUAGCUGCUAGCAAGCGCAUAUGUAAGUCACUGUAAAGAUAAUACUCUGAUAUGGAGACCCGAGUCUGAAUUGUGAUGGUAGAAAAGUGUGAUAGCCAUUUUAUUCAAAGAAAAAAUGGUUUUUGUAUUCGUUUUACAAGUCCUUUGUAGUCUCUUUUUGAUUCUGACGCUUAUGGAAAAUCAAUUAAUUGGUCUUCGGAGUU